Molecule: messenger RNA, 498 nt
Organism: Cylicocyclus nassatus
Lineage: Eukaryota; Metazoa; Nematoda; Chromadorea; Rhabditida; Strongylidae
Source: the annotation of a GenBank genome assembly
AAGGGCAAACAUGUCAUAUCUUCCAAUCGUAUUCGCUACUCUGUGGUUCAGCUUUGUAUUGACCUGUCCACCCCUCAUUAUACGACCAGGAGGAGGAGGAGGAAGAGGAGGAGGAGGAGGAGGUAACAAUACCCAAGGAAAAGUUGACGUUGGCGAAGGUGACGUCAUCGAGGUUACCGUGAUCAGCAACCAGAAGUUCGAUCCCGCUAUGAACGACUCACAUAUGCAAGUUUUUAGGAGCUUGUUGAAUGAUUACGUUAAAGCCAAGGGAGCAAAUUAUAACAAGGACAUGGUGCAGGAGAAGAUAAUAAAUGUAGAUGGCAACUUCGAGAUUCUCUACACUUUACAGGGUUAUGACUGCGAUGAGGUGAACAAAUUCUUGCAUGAAGCUAAAAGCAGCACAAACUUCAUCAAGGACAUCAAAGUCAAGUGUGGUGAAAGACCGUAGUUUGUCGUUGCCUGAGAAAUUUCCAGACAAUAAAUCAAUCGCAUGCAAAA